Messenger RNA from Uranotaenia lowii, 2325 nucleotides. RefSeq names its product transcription factor grauzone-like. Gene Ontology annotation, molecular function: zinc ion binding. The record is from RefSeq and is a predicted model, not a curated record. NCBI's taxonomy places the organism in Eukaryota, Metazoa, Arthropoda, Insecta, Diptera, Culicidae. Bases 94 to 2013 code for a protein of 639 amino acids. Gene Ontology annotation, cellular component: nucleus. The transcript is spliced from 4 exons.
CAACAGCGAGUUUAUCAAAAUUUUGAGCAAGUGUUUAAAAAAUUUCUUAUAAUUUGUAGUUUGUGAAUGUGAUUAUUCCGUUAAGCAGAAGCAAUGGAUAGCAAUUUGGUGUGUCGGUUGUGUUUAUAUAACAAUCAAAAUAUCCUUCCGAUUUUCGGAGAUCGUCAGCGUGAAGUCAAGCUCCAGGAAAAGUUGCAACAGUAUUUGAACUUGGCCGUGCGAGAAACGGAUAGCGUUUCCAAGUACAUCUGCCUCAAAUGUUUCCAAACGGUGGAAAAUUUCCACACGUUCUACCAGGAGGUGGCCCAAAACCAGACAGUUUUCGCCUACAGCACCCAACCCGGAGUGAUCAGCGUUAUCAGUGAUCAGGAAUCCCACACAACUUACAUCCUGCGGGAGGAAGAAGUUGAUGGCGUCACAUGUGUGUCGGCACCAUCUCAGCCCUGCUUGCAGGGGAACGAUGACUUGAAUCAGUCCUAUCAACAACAGCAGUUGCCUUCGUCGUCCAGUUCCUCCGUGAGAGUUUCUUCAAAAGCAACAAGCUCAACAAUCACGUCCAAACGGCAUCCGCCAACUGGUGGUAAAUCACUUGCCGCCAGUGUUGAUGUAUCCACGGUUCAAGUGUUGGCUUCCGAUUUACCAUCGUACGAUGAAUCCCAGAAAAGUAGACAGGAACAGAUGAUACAGAUCACGGUACAACACCCGCAGCAUCCACACCCGUCCGAACUUGAUGAUAUUCGGGAAGGCGGCAUGAUCAACAGCAUUCAAGACGAACAUGGAACACUUAGUGGAAACUUAAAAAUCGAACAGAGACAUGAUGAAACGGAUGAGACACCCGAAAUGGAAUUGGGUGAAUUCGACCACGAUGAUGACGACUGCGACGACGACGAGGACGAAGACGAAGAAGAGGAGCAUGAGGAGGAGUACGUGUACGAAGAAGACGAGGAGACCUCUUCGGAAACUUUGAGCUCGACCCUGCAAAAGGUUGCAUUCCCGAAAAAGUUUAUCCAAGAUCAUAAACUGACCGUACGGGGCAAGGAGCUGUCCAGCUUGAUGGCCACUUUCUACAAUUUGCAGUGUGAGCUGUGUGGCACCGGGGUUAAAUUCGUGGACAUGGACAGCUAUUUGGCGCACUGUAAAAAAGAACACGGUAUCAAGGGAUACGUCUACUGUUGCCAGAAGAAAAUCUAUAAGCCCCAAAUGAUGGCAAUGCAUAUGGCAAGACACGUUCAACCGGAAGCGUUCCGUUGCAAGGAAUGCGGAAAGAUGUUGACUACUCAGAAGAUAUUGCUGUAUCACAUUCAAAAUCACAGACCCGAAGAGGAGAGACCACUCAAAUGUGAGGUUUGUCCUCGUAGAUUUACCUAUGCCAGUGCUCUUGCGUUGCACAACGAACAACAUCUACCGGAAGACAAAAGGAAGACGUAUCACUGUGACGAGUGCGGUCGAAGUUAUCAUUCGGUGAAAAAGUACUCCCAGCAUCUUCAAUCCGCCCAUUCCAUUUCUGAGCAGGUGGUGUACGUUUGCGACAUCUGUGCCAAACAAUUCUCAUCGCGAGGGAAUCUCAACUACCACCUUACAACUCAUCAGCCAAAAAUCCACCAAGUCCAGUGUCUGGAGUGUGGCAAAUGGCUCAAGAAUAAGCUCUGCCUGCGGAAGCACAUGAUCCAACACUCGGAGGUGCGGCACAAGUGCAACCAGUGCGACUACUCGGCGCUAAAUAUGCAGUGUUUGAGGAAUCACGUGCGGGUGCAGCAUUCCGAUGUGAAACCUUUCGAAUGUACGGAUUGUGGCAAGACUUUCAAACUGAAAAAUACCCUGCUGAAUCACAUGGUGCAGCAUACCGGGGUGAAGAAGUUUAGCUGCGAGUUUUGUAACCGUACGUUCGCUUCCAGCGGAAAUUACUACUCUCAUCGGAAACGCAUGCAUCCGCAGGAGCUGGCCAUACAGAAGAUGCGAAAGGAGGAGGAAGAGAAUGAGUUCCGAAAGAAAUCUAUACUAAAUAAGGCCUGAAAGAAAAAACGCGUAACAUGAUUUUUCGGAGAAUUCUACAACGAAUAAGUCCAAAAGUGUUGUCCUACAUUAUUAGAUGGUAUUGUAUUGUUUUCGAAAAUAAAUCAAACAUCUUGACCGCAAAUGAACCACAUUGGGUUUCGACCCACAACUGGUAUUCGAAAAUCUGUCCCUAAACGAAGACUUCACUCACUCGCUUAGUCCUCCUUGAAUUUGCCCCCGUAGAAUGGGAUGUAGGUAACGAUCACUCUCCAGUCGGUCAGGUACAGACCAACCAGGCCAGCGGCGCCUCCGAAGCCCAUGGCGGAAGAG